Trichosporon asahii var. asahii CBS 2479 is the source of this 1431-nucleotide messenger RNA. RefSeq lists its product as uncharacterized. The record is from RefSeq and is a predicted model, not a curated record. Gene Ontology annotation, cellular component: nucleus. The transcript has a single exon. Gene Ontology annotation, molecular function: zinc ion binding; DNA-binding transcription factor activity, RNA polymerase II-specific. Gene Ontology annotation, biological process: regulation of DNA-templated transcription. Lineage: Eukaryota; Fungi; Basidiomycota; Tremellomycetes; Trichosporonales; Trichosporonaceae. The coding region runs from base 1 to 1431 and encodes 476 amino acids.
AUGCCAGAGGCGUCGGCUUCGGCCAGUCCCCCUCAGCCUGAUGCGGCGGCUGCCACGGCUGCUGCCCCGACCGAUGCGACGACGGCCGCUGCACUCGAUGUGACGGCGCAGGCUACGCAGUCUCAGACCCCUACGCCCGCCGAUCAGCUGCAGCCUUCGUCCGACACCCUCACCCAGCAAGGAUCAUCCGACAACCUUGCCCAGCAGGCAUCGUCCGACCAGCUCGCGCAUCAGCCCUCGGCUGAGCUGCAGGCGUCGGCUGAUCAGCUCGCGCAGCCCGCCGAUCUCCACCAGGCUCAGCAGGCGGCUGAGCAGCUUCAGGCUCAGCAGUCGGCCGAUCAGUUGCAGCAGGCUCAGCAGACUGCCGACCAGCUGCACCAGCAGCCUACCGACCAGCUUCAGGCGACCGACCAGUUGCACCAGCAGUCAACCGACCAACUGCACCAGCCUGCCGACCUUCACCAGGCCCAGUCUGCGGACCAGCUUCACCAGGGUCAGCCUGCCGACUUGCAUCAGGCUCAGACCGACCAGCAGCACCAGGCCCAGACCGCCGAUCAGCUGCACCAGGCGCAAGCGGACCAGCUUCACCAGGUCUGGGACCCCAACUCGGCCCAGUACCAGCACUACUACACUGGCCAGUACACCGGCGCGGACUACAACGUUAAUGGCGUGAUGCCGUUGCCGGCUGAUCACACGGCUUACGUGCCUGGCGCCGAUGACUACAACGGUGUGGCUGCCACAUUAUCCAACUGGGCUGAGGCGAGCGCUGCGGCUGAGCAGAACGGUGGACUUCAGUCGCUGGUUCCGCAGGCCACUAACGGUAACGGCCUGAACCUCGCGGACCCGAACGUUGGCAACGGCGAGGUUCCCGGUGUCCCUGUCGAGAAGCCAAAGAAGCUCGUCCUUGCCUGUCAUUUCUGUCGUGGGCGCAAGCUCAAGUGCGACGGCGGCCGUCCGACGUGCGGCCACUGCGCCAAGCGCUCUCUCACUUGCACGUAUGACGAGCAGGUCCGACGACGUGGACCAGGCAAGCGCUCAAAGGAGAUGCGUGAGCGUGCCGCGCGUGAGGCCGAGGCAGCCGGUCUGGGUCUGCACCCUGAAUCUCUGGCGCACCUCACUGGUGCGGCCGACCUCAACGCCGCCGCCCUCGGUGAGCCGCCAAAGAAGCCGGGACGCAAGCGCAAGUCUGAGGCGACCGACGAGAGCGACAAGAAGCCGCGCAUGGACGAGGACGUCGUUGCCGCUGCUGCUGCGGCCGCUGCCAACUUUACGCACGAGCAUGUCCCCCACUCGCUCGAGCACAGUCUGACGGACGGCUCGCUCAUUGAUCCGGCGCUCACCGGCGAGGCGCUUGACCUUCCGCCUCUUGAACCCGGCACGCUCGGCCAGGUCAUCCAGCAGCUCCACAACGGCGGUGCUCAGCAACAAUAG